Messenger RNA from Aedes albopictus (Asian tiger mosquito), 1221 nucleotides. Its product is annotated as testis-specific serine/threonine-protein kinase 3-like. Gene Ontology annotation, biological process: protein phosphorylation; intracellular signal transduction. The transcript is spliced from 2 exons. The record is from RefSeq and is a predicted model, not a curated record. Gene Ontology annotation, molecular function: protein serine/threonine kinase activity; ATP binding. Gene Ontology annotation, cellular component: cytoplasm. Bases 109 to 1221 code for a protein of 370 amino acids. NCBI's taxonomy places the organism in Eukaryota, Metazoa, Arthropoda, Insecta, Diptera, Culicidae.
UUCAGGCAGUCACUCCCCUAGGUCAGUCCAUCUUCAGAUUUCAAUAAAAACUUGCGUUCAAAAUUCCAGUAAACAACUCAUACGCCAUUUUAAAAUGUUUCCCAAAUUAUGCCAUCGAACGUAGGAUCUGUUGGCGUGAAAAAAUCAGCACAAGAACACAUCAAAACUCUAGGUUACCGUUUCAUCGCCCGACUGGGCGAGGGAACCUUUUCCAAGGUCUACCUGACGGAGUACACUCGGGCAGAGGCCAGCACCAGCGAGAAACUAGCAUGUAAGCUGAUCGAUACCGCGGUAUGCAGUGCCAAGUUCAAGAAGAAGUUCCUACCGCGAGAGUUGGCAAUCCUGUUGAGGAUUCGUCAUCCGCACAUCAUCCGGGUGCACGCCAUCAUGAAGUGCCACUCGAAGAUCUUUAUCUUCAUGCGGUACGCCGAGAUGGGUGAUUUGUUGACGUUCAUUUUGGCCCAUGGGCCAAUCGGGGAGAACCAGACGCGGAUCUGGGGACGGCACAUGGCGUUGGCCCUGCAGUACUUGCACGAACUGGGGAUCGCGCAUCGAGAUUUGAAGUGCGAGAACAUUCUGAUCACUUCUAAUUUCAACGUUAAAAUAAGUGAUUUCGGAUUCGCUCGACACAUUAUGAGGGAUGGUGCGGCAGAGUUGAGCAGUACGUAUUGCGGAUCGUUCGAUUACGCCGCUCCGGAGAUAUUGAAAGGUCAACCGUACGAUGCGAGGGCUUCCGAUAUGUGGGCAUACGGUGUGCUUCUGUACGUGAUGUUGAACAAGUCGAUGCCCUUCAAGGGACGUACCAAGGUGGUGUACGAGGCACAAAUGGACCGGAAGUGGCAGUUUCGGUCCAGAGUUCGUCACAAGCUGUCCGGUCAGGUUAAGCUGUUGGUGGCGAAUCUGCUGGAACCGAACCCGAUCAUUCGGUACACGGUGGAGGAAACGCUGGCGUUCGGGUGGUACACGGAAAACCCGAAGAUGAAGAGCUUACGUCAGGAUGAAUUCCAGGCACUGACGGAGGCCCGAACGGGUACGAUGGAUUCCAGGGAUGUGCUACAGGUGAAGUCGAAGCUUAGGGUGUCCGGCAGUGAUGUGAUUACGACGAUCAAAGCUGUUGACGAGGCAGAUGCUGAACAGCAUGGUUCCAGUUUGUCGGUAAAGACGUCUGUAAUUGAACUGAUCCAGGACGCGUCUAGCGAUGUUAUUGAAAACAAUAAAUAA